AAUUAGAUGUAUGUUACGUAGAUAUUUUUCUUCUUUAACGGAGCAUAGAAUAUUAAAACUGCAUUACUGUGGUCAAAAUAGUUCCCUCUUUCUUUAGAUGAAACAAGAAGGUUGGAAACAUUUCGGGGCAUCAUGGGUAUAGAUAUCGAACACAAAUACGAUCGUAAGGUUCGAAGGACCGAACCUAGAUCCCAAGAUGUAUAUUUACGACUUUUGGUGAAACUCUACCGAUAUCUGGCUAGACGUACAGAUGCCAAAUUUAACAAAAUAAUAUUGAAGAGGCUUUUUAUGAGCAGGAUUCAUCGUCCCCCAAUAAGCAUAGCUCGUAUUGUAAGAUUCAUGAAGAAACCCGGUCGUGAAAACCUUACAGCAGUAAUUGUUGGUAACGUUACUGAUGAUUCUCGCAUUUGGGAGCUUCCCAAAUUGACCAUUUGUGCUUUGAAAGUAUCUGACAAAGUUCGUGCCAGAAUUGUGAAAGCAGGUGGUGAAGUUAUUACUUUCGAUCAACUUGCUCUGAGAUCUCCACUUGGACAGAAGACAGUCUUGAUGCAAGGGCGUAGAAACGCUAGAGAAUCUGUGAAACACUUCGGCCCAGCUCCAGGUGUUCCCCACUCUCACACUAAGCCAUUCGUAAGGUCAAAGGGACCCAAGUUUGAACGUGCUAGAGGACGUAGGAAGUCUUGUGGUUAUAAGAAAUAAGCAUUUUAAUUUGCUAUGACAAUAUAACAUUCAAGUAAAUUUUUUUUUGUUUU
Molecule: messenger RNA, 752 nt
Organism: Harmonia axyridis
Lineage: Eukaryota; Metazoa; Arthropoda; Insecta; Coleoptera; Coccinellidae
Gene: RpL18
Product: 60S ribosomal protein L18
Exons: 4
Coding region: 133-699 (188 amino acids)
Biological process (GO): translation
Cellular component (GO): cytosolic large ribosomal subunit; ribosome
Molecular function (GO): structural constituent of ribosome; RNA binding
Source: RefSeq, a predicted model, not a curated record